This is a messenger RNA of Pocillopora verrucosa, 1324 nucleotides long. RefSeq names its product heat shock protein hsp-16.2. The record is from RefSeq and is a predicted model, not a curated record. NCBI's taxonomy places the organism in Eukaryota, Metazoa, Cnidaria, Anthozoa, Scleractinia, Pocilloporidae.
CUCUGCGAGGGUUUAAAAUCUGAAAUUUAGCUCGUGGUUGCAUCAGAUCGUGUUUCUACAGUAAACGAUCGAAAAUGUCCCUGUUUCCUAAAUGGCGUAUGAUUUUGCCAGCUGUGCAUCGCAUUAGGCAUGCUCCAGAAAUUUGGCCAAGUUACGAUAGAUUCAUGCCAUCGUUGUGGGAGUCAUUCCAUUCUCCUCUGUACAGAAAACCUGUACUUGGCACAAGUUACACAUACAUUGAAUUCACUGAAAGUGGAGAGGGUGCAGCGAAAAAAGAAACCAAAGAUGUAGGAGAUGGUGGAAAGGAAUCUGCAAAAUCAGCUGAGAAAUUUGUGGACGAUCGUGAAAGUUUCAAAGUGUCCUUUGAUGUUUCCAAGUUCAAGCCAGAAGAAAUUACCAUUCGCUCAGAAGAUGGAGAGUUGUUGGUGGAAGGCAAGCAAGAGGCGAAGAACGAAGAAGGUUACUCGACACGCCAUUUUGUGCGCUCAUACUCCCUUCCCAGGAAUAUCGACCGCGAUUCAUUUCAGUCACGCCUUUCCAAAGAGGGAAUCUUAAGCAUCGAGGCAAAAAAGCUACAAAAGCCAGAGGCCAAGGACAAUUUUAUCAAGAUCGAGACAGAGGAUUAAUAAUAGUGAAGAAGAAAGCAUGCUUCGUUUCGUAGGACAAACAAAAUUAGCAGGAGGUUUAAUCAAGGAUGCCCUUAUACUUCGUUAGCUUUCAAAAAUAGGUGUAAACUGUGUUCGCUUUUCAUUUUUAUCCAGCCUUAGCUCAGAGACACAAACUUCUUCUUCGGAUUUUUGAUCAUCAAAUGUUUGGAUGGUUUUGAAUAAAAUGGUAAAGAAUCAUUUAGGCGAAAGGUUUGUCAUUCGAAAAGUGCUGACUCGUCUAGAAUGCCAAUUAGGGGCGGGGUAGGGUGUAGCUGUAACUGCUCGAUAAUUGGCCCCACUAACUGUCAAAUAAGUGUAAUGGUACAUGUGAACUCAAUGGCCUCACGCAUUUUCUUGAGAGGUACUGUUCAAUCUGCAAACAGGUUUGUUGACAAACCUCAAACAUAUCAAGUGGAAGUAUUUACCUUGAUCAGUGACACCAAAUUCUCUUAACUAAUCUGCAAGGAAAUGUAUAGAAGCUGGAGUGGAGAAUUAACAAUCAGAUCUUUGAAGUUAAAAGUGUAAAUUAACUCAAAACACUUACUUGAACUCCUUCUUGGAGGAGGCUGCAUUGUAUGUUAGCAUGGCAUACUUCUCUUUUCUUAAAUACUAAAUGCAUAGCUGGAUGUUAGGUGAAACAGAAAACUGAAUAUUAGAUAUCUAAAAUUGCCCCGUUA